Glycine soja is the source of this 1345-nucleotide messenger RNA. Its product is annotated as expansin-A15-like. The transcript has 3 exons. Gene Ontology annotation, cellular component: extracellular region. The coding region runs from base 103 to 849 and encodes 248 amino acids. The record is from RefSeq and is a predicted model, not a curated record. Gene Ontology annotation, biological process: plant-type cell wall organization. Lineage: Eukaryota; Viridiplantae; Streptophyta; Magnoliopsida; Fabales; Fabaceae.
UUUGGCUUUCCUCAUAAUUCAUACUGUCUCGUACGUUCUCUCUCUAUCUCUAUUAAGUUGUAACUCUAUUUAUCACUCAGAUAUUUGAGAAGGCUUUGAAAGAUGGUGCUUUUGGGACUUCUCAUGGUGGGAUUUCUUUCUCUGGGUUCAUUUGUCUCAGCUUCUGGUUAUGGUUGGAUGGAUGCUCAUGCAACCUUCUAUGGAGGGGGUGAUGCCUCAGGCACCAUGGGUGGAGCAUGUGGAUAUGGGAACUUGUACAGCCAGGGCUAUGGAACAAACACUGCUGCUUUGAGCACAGCUUUGUUCAACAAUGGUUUAAGCUGUGGGGCAUGUUUUGAGAUAAAGUGUGUUAACGACCAAAGGUGGUGCCUUCCACGCUCAGUUAUUGUCACUGCAACCAAUUUCUGUCCCCCAAACAAUGCACUCCCUAAUAAUGCAGGUGGAUGGUGUAACCCUCCCCUUCACCACUUCGACCUUUCCCAACCUAUUUUCCAACAAAUUGCUCAAUACAAAGCUGGAAUAGUACCCGUGGCUUACCGAAGGGUCCCUUGCCGAAAGAGAGAGGGCAUCAGAUUCACCAUCAACGGUCACUCAUACUUCAACCUAGUCCUAAUUUCCAACGUUGGAGGUGCAGGUGAUGUUCACGCAGUUUCCAUCAAAGGAUCAAGAACAAAUUGGCAACCAAUGACCAGAAACUGGGGUCAGAACUGGCAAAGCAACGCCUAUCUCAACGGACAAAGCCUCUCCUUCAAGGUCACCACUAGCGACGGACACACCGUGGUCUCUAAUAAUGUUGCACCCUCAAGCUGGUCCUUUGGCCAAACCUUCAAUGGCCACCAAUUCAUUUAAGAAAACAACAUAGACCCUUUUACAUUUAGUAGCUAAAAAUUGUUGUAUUUGUGAUUAUACUUAGUGGUACAAUAGAUGUGUUGGUAUAUAGAAGAAAAAAUUAAGUAAUAUGAUAUAGGAGUUGAGUCAUGGAUGGGGCUUAUUUUAGGAUGGUCCUUUUUCCUUGUAAUUUGAAUUGUGUUUUGUGAGGAAUUUUGUUCUGCCUAGCAUUUGAAAAAGGCAGAGAUGGUUUAAUUAGGGGGCAGGGGUGGAUGUUUAAGGUUUACCACCCGCCAAUUUCGUUUGUUGUGUGGUUCGUGUUAUGUUAUCCACAAUUGGAAAAUGAAAAAAAAAGUGAUAUUUUCUAGCUUAGCGAAUGAGAAUAGAAUAGGAAAGAGACAAGCGUUUUUGCUUCUAUAGGAAGUCAUUAAUGUCUUGAACUUCAUGUAGUUUAGUGAGUGUAAAAGUGAAUUGUAUGACAUGUAAGGAAUAAAAUUACUCUCCUCAUUAGUUCAAA